AUGUCCGCCAGAAACACCACCGCCCACACCCUCUCCGCCGACCUCCGCAACGGCGAGGUCCCGACCGACCCGGCCGUCCUCGCCGACUUCGGCUUUGACGAGUGCUUCUCCGCCCCGGACCGCGCCCGCCUCUCCAUGGUCUACCACCUCCUCAUGGUCGACCUCGAGGUCCGCCCGAGCACCAUGAACAAGUGGAAGGCCAAGGGCGCCGCUUUCCUCGCCGAAAAGAUGCGCGCCGCUUUCGCCGACGCGAAGCCCGACCGCGCCCGCGCCGCUGCCCGCGCCGCCGCCUACGUCGCCUGGUUCCAGGCCCACCAGUACAUCUGGGACCCGAACGAUGUCAAGGGCCGCCGCGUCGCCCGCGCCGAGGCCCGCAAGAUGAUCAAGCGCAACAUGGACCGGCAGAAGAAGCAGAAGAAGGAGGCCUUCGACUGGUGGUCUUGA
Molecule: messenger RNA, 444 nt
Organism: Colletotrichum destructivum
Lineage: Eukaryota; Fungi; Ascomycota; Sordariomycetes; Glomerellales; Glomerellaceae
Exons: 1
Coding region: 1-444 (147 amino acids)
Source: RefSeq, a predicted model, not a curated record